Penicillium daleae is the source of this 519-nucleotide messenger RNA. RefSeq lists its product as uncharacterized. The transcript has a single exon. Bases 1 to 519 code for a protein of 172 amino acids. The record is from RefSeq and is a predicted model, not a curated record. Lineage: Eukaryota; Fungi; Ascomycota; Eurotiomycetes; Eurotiales; Aspergillaceae.
AUGAACGGUGACACUGAGUCAUUCCAGAACCUAUGGCCGCGUCUAGCUUCCCGGUUUGGGUGCAAAAUCCCGGAUCCCAUGUUCCCCAAUGGCGGGGUUCCUCAUACCAAGGGAUUCAAGAACUACGAGUCAUCUACUAUACAGUUACGAAACAAACCCCCUCUGAAAGCGUCAGCAUCGGCAUUGGGCAUCUCCUCCGAUCCUGCGGCUGAGAAUUCCCCAACGCUGUUCCUUCAAGUGGACCCUGAAAAAUGGGCGAAGCGAGAAGACGUCAACAAUGCAUGGUGCAAGCUCCGUGAUAUGUAUAGGUUGGAUCAAAAAGCAUGGGAUAAGGCAACAUGGGAUUUCUUAGUCAUGACCCUUGGUCGUGAUUGGAACUGCGUGGGAAGUAUGAGCAAGGCAAGAAAGCUAGGAUGGACGGGGUAUGCAGAUACCUGGGAUGAGUUGGAAAAGACUUUUGAAACAUUGGAGGAUCAGGGCGUUUUGCCACCUCUGGAUCGUUUGAAGCAUGACUUUUAG